AUGAUUACGGAGUCAGGACAUAGUCCAUCCUAUAGUGGGCUUUGUCAUUUUCUCUACUAUUGGUUAGGAAGCAUCGUAUGGAAUAAGGGCAAAAAUGUUUUGACUGUUACUACAUUUUUAGAAGCGAUGGAGAACAUUUAUUCUGCAUUCGAACAAUUUGGUGUUCCAAACAAUUGUGAACUUUUUUACAAAGACAAUAGUGAAAUCAACAAGGAAAUUUUUAAGCACCGCAGAACAGUAUUCGACUUUUCUUUUGACUAUAAAAAUAUAAAGCAAAAAUUGGAAUCUCAUAACAACUCCUGUGAUGAACAAUAUUACCAACAUCUAAAGUCUGCUUUUGAUGCAUUUCAAGCUGUAAGUGCCGAUUGUCACAGGAAAAUUGACCUAUAUUGUAUGGAAUUCAAAAAUACAUUUGAAACGAAAAACAACAACAGCAAUAAUAAUCAAAACCCACUCACUUUAACAGAAGGGGAGAAAACGCAAUCAUCAGGGGAAACAACAAUCUAUAAGAACGUUAGCUUAAAUCUGAAUUUUGCCCCACCUAAAACUAACACAGCAAUGAUCGCUACCAUUUCGUCCAUAUUUUCAAUAACAGCACUUGGAUUCGCUGCUUCUCUUUUAUAUAAGGUAAUAAUUAUAAUUACAAUAAUUUGA
Messenger RNA from Plasmodium coatneyi, 654 nucleotides. RefSeq names its product Variable surface protein Vir7-like protein. Bases 1 to 654 code for a protein of 217 amino acids. NCBI's taxonomy places the organism in Eukaryota, Apicomplexa, Aconoidasida, Haemosporida, Plasmodiidae. The record is from RefSeq and is a predicted model, not a curated record. The transcript has 2 exons.